Messenger RNA from Arctia plantaginis, 819 nucleotides. Lineage: Eukaryota; Metazoa; Arthropoda; Insecta; Lepidoptera; Erebidae. The record is from the annotation of a GenBank genome assembly.
AUGGAAUACAGUAUCGAUUGUAGAAUGUGGCGAUCGGCUUCGAUGGGCGCUCGUCUGUGUGCAGGACUGGCACUGGCAUUGUCGCUGGCACUGGGUGCCGGUCGCCGCGACUUCAAAGACCCCGAGGGUCGUCAUCAUUCUGACCUUUCUUUAUGGAUUGAUGAACGACAAGUGCGAAUGUUUAGUGGUAUAUCAAUGCAAGUAUUUGCUAUAAUUAAUGGUCACGUAUCUCCAUACGUUUUGGACCCAAACUUCUCAAAUAAACUACCAGUCAUACCUUCGGAAGUCGGAUACGUUAACUUCACAUGGAAGUCAAAAAAGAGAUAUUAUUACGACUUUGACAUUUUGACUUCGUCAGAUUUGAAUAUAUUGAAGCCGCCAGUAUUAUCUAUCAAAACUCGAGGACGGGUGCCUAAAACAUCUAAAGAAUUCAGUAUAAUAUUGCCAUGUGUUGGUAACAACAGCGGUGUAGCCACAUUCGAAAUAGGGCUUGUGCUAAAAAAUGGCAAAGGUCUCCCACUAAAAGGCACACCACUAAGGCUACACCUAAAGAAGGAAUGCGCACAGAGAGGUGUGUAUUUAGAAAGGACAGGUCCAGACCCGGAGUGUGAUAAAAAAUGUGCAAACCAGGGGUGGUGCAAUAACGAGAAGAUAUGUCAAUGUCCUGAAGGGUACAUGGGCCAGGAUUGCAGGACUGCUCUGUGCUACCCACAAUGUAUGAACGGGGGGAAUUGCACCGCACCAGGAGUGUGCUCCUGUCCCACGGGCUACCAAGGGAGGAAUUGUGAAGGAGGUAAGUUACUGUCAAGAUCAAGCUGA